This is a messenger RNA of Aaosphaeria arxii CBS 175.79, 801 nucleotides long. RefSeq names its product arad-like aldolase/epimerase. Lineage: Eukaryota; Fungi; Ascomycota; Dothideomycetes; Pleosporales. The transcript is spliced from 2 exons. Gene Ontology annotation, molecular function: aldehyde-lyase activity. The record is from RefSeq and is a predicted model, not a curated record. Gene Ontology annotation, cellular component: cytosol. Gene Ontology annotation, biological process: pentose catabolic process. Bases 1 to 801 code for a protein of 266 amino acids.
AUGGUCAACCUCACAGCAACACUCAGUAGCCUCAUCACCGCGAAUCACAUCCUCCAUUACCACAGCAUACUCGACUCCAUGGGACACAUAUCAGUACGAAAUCCAAAGAACAACUCUACAUACUUCAUCGCUCUCCAACUAGGGCCAGCCGUGGUAUCCGGAUUGGAGGAUAUUGGCGAGUACCUCAUUGAAGAUAGUUCUCCAGUGAACGGCACCCAAGGAGGAUAUGCAGAAAGAUACAUACACAGCGAGAUCUUGAAGAAAUAUCCGGACAUAAAUGCAGUAGUCCACAGCCAUUCGGAAGAUAUACUACCAUACACAGUACUUGGAAGUGUCCCUUUGAAGCCGGUGUAUCACAUGGGUGGUUUUCUAGGCGAUGGCAUUCCCAACUUUGAUAUUGAGAGUGUUUACAACGACGGCGACGCCCGCGAUUUCCUGGUAAACACAAUUCCCCUAGGAGCAGCACUCGCCGAUAAGCUCGGCGUGAAUGCUUCUCAGCCUACGUCUCCUUUGCAUACCAUUGCUCUGCAGCGAGGCCAUGGGUUUGUCGCCGUUGGGACAUCGAUUGAGCAGGUGGUUGAUUACGCCUAUUACGCAGCAAGUAAUGCAAGAGUGCAGACCAAAGCUUUGCUGUUGUCAGGGGCCACAGGCGGAAGUGUGCAGUAUUUGAACAAGCAGGAAAUGUUUGAUAGUAAGAACAUGAAUUCGUGGAUUGUAUUUAAGCCAUGGAAGCAAUGGGUGAGGGAAGUAGAAAGGAGUGGGCAAUAUGAGAAUAGGUUAGGAACACCGCCUAUGACAUAG